Molecule: messenger RNA, 927 nt
Organism: Thyridium curvatum
Lineage: Eukaryota; Fungi; Ascomycota; Sordariomycetes; Thyridiales; Thyridiaceae
Exons: 3
Coding region: 1-927 (308 amino acids)
Molecular function (GO): chitin binding
Source: RefSeq, a predicted model, not a curated record
AUGGCUUCGUCACUAUUCCAUAUCAUUGUUAACAUCUUGGCACUUCACGCCAUCGUAGCCAAUGCCGGCCAGGUCUUCCCGCGGGCCUGCACGCGCACCGUCAACGCCAAGAGCGGCGAUUCCUGCGCGACGCUGUCGAGGGCAGCUGGGAUCACGGUGGCGCAGUUCAUCAACUACAACCCGUCUGUCACCAGCUGCGGAGGCCUAGUCCCAGGGAAGGCGUACUGCGUUGCCUCGGACGGCAGCGAGGCCAGCUCACCGCCCGCACAGACAUCUCCAUCGCUGAGCAUCACCAAGGACGGCCAGUGCGGCAAGGGUGUCACCUGCGCCGGCUCAACCUACGGAGACUGCUGCUCAGAGCACGGCUGGUGCGGAGACUCCGAGGACCACUGCGGCCCCGGCCAAGGUGACCGCCACGACCCUGACCACGACGAAGACGGCAAAGGUGACUGCCACGACGCUAACAAAGACGGCCAAGACGACCGUCACGCCCUCGCGGUGCAUCUGGCCGAUAGUGGAAACCGAGACGGAGACGGUGACGUCGACGAGCACGCUGCUCAAGAGCGCCGUGACGACACUGACCAGCCUGACUAUCAAGACCUCAACGAUCAACGAGGUCAAGACGAUCACGACGGCGGCGACCAGCAUCCUGUUCCAGACGAUCCGGAUAACCUCGAUCGAGACCUCGACAUUGACCCUGACCGAACGAGCGUGCCCAACAUGGGGCCGUCCUCCCAGCAAUACGGUCGUGAUAUUCCCGUCACCGACUCAGGAAGGGCUGAUCAGGACAUUGCCACCACCCAGAUGACUCUAAUGACUGACAUCAACAACCAUGACGUAGGCAAGGAAUUCUACAAGGUCAAGCAGGGCGACUAUUGCGACAAGAUUGUCGAGAUGUAUGGCACUUUUAACAUUGUGGAUUUGUAA